Ricinus communis (castor bean) is the source of this 549-nucleotide messenger RNA. RefSeq names its product probable LRR receptor-like serine/threonine-protein kinase At1g53430. The record is from RefSeq and is a predicted model, not a curated record. Gene Ontology annotation, molecular function: protein kinase activity; ATP binding. The transcript has 2 exons. Lineage: Eukaryota; Viridiplantae; Streptophyta; Magnoliopsida; Malpighiales; Euphorbiaceae. Gene Ontology annotation, biological process: protein phosphorylation. Bases 1 to 549 code for a protein of 182 amino acids.
AUGGCUCCGGAGUAUGCAAUGCGAGGCUAUUUAACUUAUAAAGCAGAUGUUUACAGCUUUGGAGUGGUAGCACUUGAAAUUGUGAGUGGGAAAAAUGGCACCAGUUACAGGCCAAAUGAUGAGAGUGUCUAUCAACUUGAUUUGGCGUAUGUUCUGCAAGAAAAGGGAGAAUUCCUGUCACUGGUUGAUCCAAUCUUGGGGUGUGAUUAUUCAGUGAAACAAGCAACGAUAAUCUUAGACCUGGCAAUGCUGUGCACUAAUCCAUCCCCUACACUGAGACCUACCAUGUCUGAAGUGGUAAAAGUUCUAGAAGGGAAGAGCAAGAUUAAGGCUCCUUCUUUCCAUGUUCCAUACUGGACUGAUGAUUUUGCAAUGGCAAAGGUGGUGGCUAGCCUCAUUCCCAGCAUACGAUCUACCACCAGAAAUUCUAUGGGAAAGACAUCAAAUGCUGUCAGCUAUGAUGUAGUGAGUAGAGAUGAAGAUGAGUAUGACAUGGAUGAAGAUUGUUCCUCAGUGAUGUUAGACAAGACAAAUAGCCUGGUUAAUUAA